AUGGCGGCGUCUCACGGAUCGACGGCUCUCCUUCAUCGUCGCCUCGCGGACACGGCCUCUCUCGCUUCCGGAUCCUCCUCGUUCUUCGUUCCCUCGUUGGAUUCUAGCUUCUCCCCGUCGUUAUCACACCGUCAUCAACGCUCGUCCGUCGAUUUCCCCUCAGAUCAACAAUUAGAUCGCUUCGUGCCAGCUGGCACCAGAGCUGCCGCCGAAUGCGGCCGCAGCCGAGGCGCCAGAGCGGGCAUAUGCCAUGCCGUUGCUAGCGGCGGGAGCGACGGUGGCAGUAGCGGAGGUGCGAACUACGCGCGGAGCUGGCGAAACAGGGGCGAGGGCGCGCGGGCUCUGGUGACUAUAGCGCGGGUGGGGAUUUCGAUGUCAGGGUUGUCGCUUGGCGGGUCUUAUAGCGGGGGAUCGGGGUCCAUAUCAGGCAGUGGGGAGGCGCAGCAGGGAUGGCAGCAGCAGCGCCGACCGCAGCAGCAGCAAAGGCCGGGGGGGAGACGCGGGGUUCUCCCGCAAAGGCGGCCAUCGGCGGAGCUGUUGUCGGAGGAACGGCGGAAGAAGGAGGUGGAGCGCGCAAUGCGCGAGGCUCGGGGGAAGGGGGGCGCGGAGGGGCUGGCGGAGGCAUUGCAGAUAGAGCCGCCGGCGCAGCCGCAGUGGCCGUUUUGGCGGAAGAAGCGCGAGUCGAGCUCCGGCGAGGCGCGCAUGCUGACGCGACGCAUCGUCGAGCUGGGGAAACGGCGACAGCUGGACCAGGUGUUUCAACUGCUGGACGACGCGAAGCGCAACAGGAAGGCGGUGAACAUGAUCACGAUGAAUGCGGCCAUGGCGGCGUGCGUGAACUGCGGCGACAUCGACCGCGCGCUCGACCUCUUCGACGACAUGACGGCGGACGGCGGCACGGGCGUCGACUCCAUCACCUACGGCACGCUGCUCAAGGGUCUCGGUCGCGCAAAGCGGUUGGACGACGCGUUCGAGGUGUUGGAGGCGAUGGAGGACGGUACGGCGCCGGGGCGGCCGGAGCUGACGGCGGUGCACCUCAACACGCUCGUGAACGCGUGCGCGGACGCGGGGGACGCUCGGCGCGCCAUGAGCGUCGUGCAGCGCUACAAGCGCGCCUUCUCGGGGGCUAUUGGGCCGUCCGCGUUCACCUACAACCUGCUGCUCAAGGGCUACGCGCGGUCGGACAAUCCUUUAGAAGCGCUGAGCGUGGCGGAGGAGAUGCACCUGCAGGGGCUGCAGUGGGAGCGCGUCACCUUCAACUGCCUCAUCCUCGCCUGCGUGCGCGCUGGUGACAUGGACCGCGCAUUGGAUCUACUGCAAGACAUGAAGGCAGAGGCGUUGAGAAGGGGCGACGACGACGUGCUGCCAGACGCCGUCACCUACACCACCAUCAUCAAGGGUCUAUCGGAGGAGGGCGACAUAGAGGCGUUGCGGGACGUGGUGGCGGACAUGAAGCGCGCCAGCUGUGUGCGCAGCCCUGCCGGCCCCUCCCAGCCGCACUGCCGCACGCUGCUUGCAGCUGAGGGGCCUUCUGGUGUGGCGGCUGCUGGGGGGGAAGAGGGCGUGAGCAGUGCUGUCAUCGCCGUGACCAGCAGCAGCAGUGACAGUGCUGUGGUUGAUGGCAGCAACAGUGGCAGCAACAGUGGCAGCAGCGGCGGGGGGGCGAGCAGCAAUCCGCUGGUGAUGGACCGAGUGGCGUACACGGCCAUCAUUGACGCCUUCAUUUCUGUUGGCUCGCCUGAGGACGCGCUGCAGUGCAUGGCGGAACUAGAGGAGCUGGGGAGAGCGGACCGCUCCAUGCGCCCGCGAGCACACGUCUUCCUCUCCCUCAUGCGCUCGCUAGCUGCCGCCGGCGAUCUGCCGUCCACGCAGCAGCUCGCCGCCCGGCUGGUGCGCGACGCGGGCGGCAGAGUGUGGCCGGAGGAGCGGGCGGAGGCGGCAGAGCUGGUGCUGGAGGCCGCCACCCGGGCGGGCGAGAUGGGUGUGGCAGCGCGGCUGUUGGAUCAGAUGGAGGCCAUGCACGGGCACCAGCUGCGCAUGUCCCUGCGCGGCAUGCAGGCGGUGGUGCAGCUGAUGGCAGCAACGGGGGCGGGCUUUGAGCGCUUCACGCCCAUCGGCAUCAGACAAGAGGUGCCCAAAACGCUGUCGCUGCGUGAUACGGUGCAGUCUGUCAUGGUUCCCCUGGCUGACGUGGCAGUGGCCCACCCUGACCAGUCACUGGCCGAGCUGAGGUCAGCCCGGCCAGAUCUGAUGUCCGCUGACGUCAUCCCGGUGAUCAACGGUGCUGAUGAGUGCGUGGGCGUUCUGAGAGUACCAAGCCAUGCCAUGGACCCCACAACCCUCGUCUCGCACCUCAUGCUGCCCCCCCCGCCGUCGCUCUCCUGCCUCUCCACCGUCUCCGAAGCCGCUCUCCUCCUCUCCUCGCGCCGCACUCCCCUGGCGGCAGUGGUGGCGGGCAGUGCACGCAUGCGCUACGGGCUCGCCAAGGAGGCUGUGCAGAGGGGCGCGGGGGAGGAGCGGCGCGUGGUGGGGUUUGUGCGUGCUGAGGCCGUGUUCGAGGGGCAUGGCGGGUGCUGGUGGCACUCUGGGGAGCAGAGGGAGGGUGGGGAUGGUGGGGAGGAUGUGGCUGGUGUGGAGGGUGGUGAUGCGCCUCUUGGUGAAGCCCUCGCUUUGCUCUCUGCGCCAUUUCUCGCGGCCCUUGCAUCCCCCCUCGCACCCUGCCCGCCCACACGACUGCGCCUCGCCCCCCCAACGGCCACAGCAGCCACGCUCUCUGCUUUUACCGCCUCGCAAGAGACCAAGCAGGAAGGCUCUUCUUCCCCUGGCUCUGCGGUUGCCGCUGCUGCUUGCACCACCACAGAUAAUCACAGCAGUGCUAAUGCUGCUGCUGCUGCUGUUGAAACUGGAACCAUCAACACGACAAGCACCACCACCACCCCUGCCGCUUCUGCUACAGCCACCCCAUCCACCCGCCCAUCCCCACCGCGAAGGACCGCAUCCCUUCCCUUAGCCGCCACAUCCCCCAACCUAGCGUCCAUGUGGCAGCGCAUGAUUGGCUCCACGUCAGAGUGGGUUCCCCGGCCAGUGGAAGGACAGUUACGGCUGCAAGUGGGGCCGCCCGCGCCCCUCUUCACCCAGUCUGAAGCCCAAACCCACGCUGACAACCCCCAGAGCUCUUUGGGGGGCGAUCACAGCCCCUCUGAUUCAUCCUUCAGCGCGCAGGACUGGCAGCAGCAGGGGCCGCGGCGGGGGGAGACGGGCAUGGGGGUGCUGCUGUCGCCGGGGAGCCCGUGGGGGCGGCUGGUGAGGGAGUGGCGGUGGGCGCGCGUGCAGUACCUGUGGGACGUGCUGCUGGAACGGCACCCUAUUGUGUACAUCAUGCUGCUCAUGACCAUGUGCACCACACUUGUAUUCCUCGGCGGCUUCCUCUUCCACACCUUCCGGCGGCACAAGAGUCUGGGGGAGGACAUGUGGGACGCGUGGUCCGCCCUCGUGUCGUCCAGCUCGCACCUCAAGGUACGGUGGGGUGCGGUGGAGAGGAGCAGGCGGCCGCAGGAGCCGUUUGGGGAGGCGCUGUGGGACGCGUGGGGCAAUGUGUGCUCGUCGCGCCAGCACCUCCGGGAGAGCACGCAGGAGGGGAGGGUGAUAGGCAUCAUGCUCACGCUGGGAGGGCUCUUCUUCUACUCGCUGCUCACCUCCACCAUGACCGCGCAAUUCAAGGUGCGCCUGCUCUCACGUGCUCUCAACCGCUGCACUAUGACCGCGCAGCUCAAGUUGUGUGUGCUUUUGAGUCGACUCAAUAGUCACCUCGCGGGGCGGCCUCUUCUUCUACUCGCUGCUCACCUCCACCAUGACCGCACAGUUCAAGGGCUCUUCUUCUACUCGCUGCUCACCUCCACCAUGACCGCACAGUUCAAGCUCAUCAAGUGUUCCAUCUCAGCCAUCUCUCCGGCCCGCCCAGUCGCCACCCGCCCUUCUCUCUGCGCUGCUUAUCACUGCUCACCUCCACCUCCUCAUUCCCUACGCACCCCGCCCCCUUGUGAGCAGCUGCGUAUGGAGUGGCUCAGGGAAGGCGCGCACUCACAGGUGAUGGAGCGGGACCACAUAGUGAUUGGCGGCAUCAACAACCGCCUCGCCACGCUGCUGCGCCAGCUCAGCAAGAGCCAGCACUUUGCCGUGCAGGACGGCUCUGCAGUGACCAGCAAGAGCCAGCACUUUGCCGUGCAGGACGGCUCUGCAAUCACCAGGAAGCGCACGGUGCUGCUGCUGACAGAGUUACCGCGCAAGGAGACGGAGAAGAUAGUGUCGCCUUACCUCAAGGACUGCCAGCACAUCAACCUCUUCAUCCGCAGCGGCCCGCUCAGCAGCACUGCAUCGUUCAAAAAGGUGGCGGCAGACAGGGCGCGCUCAGUCAUUCUCCUGGCGCCCAAGGACGACUACUACGAGGCAGAUGCAGACGUGGUGAUGUCAGUCAUAGCUCUCAAGCCCCUCCUAAGGGGCUCCAACACGGGGGUGGUGGCGGAGGUGUCAAAGGGCAGCACGGGCUCUCUCCUGAGGGGCAUGGCGGAGGUGCGCGUGAGCGCCGUGGAGAAUCUCUCCUCCAAAGCCGAUGCAGACGUGGUGAUGUCAGUCAUCGCCCUCAAGCCCCUCCUAAGAGGCUCAAACACAGGAGUGGUGGCGGAGGUGUCAAAGGGCAGCACGGGGUCGCUGCUGCGGGGCAUGGCGGAGGUGCGCGUGAGCGCCGUGGAGAAUCUCUCUGCCAAGCUCUUCGUGCAGUGCUCUAGGCAACCGGGGCUCGUGGACGUGUACUGCAAGCUGCUGGACCACACGGACGAGGUGAUCAACGUGAGGAGCUUCCCCUCACUUGCCGGCCUGCCCUAUGGCCUUGUGCGAAGGGGCUUCCCGGAGGCAGCAAGGUGCAGCGCCGUCACCUGUAUUGACCUGCCAUACCACCAUCCCCGUCCCUCUGCCUCCCACCUACCUAACCUACUGACUUUUGAGUCGACUCAAAAGUCAAUUGUGCAGGCAGCAAGGUGCAGCGCCGUCACCUGUAUUGACCUGCCAUACCACCAUCCCCGUCCCUCUGCCUCCCACCUACCUAACCUACUGACUUUUGAGUCGACUCAAAAGUCAAUUGUGCAGGCAGCAAGGUGCAGCGCCGUCACCUGUAUUGACCUGCCAUACCACCAUCCCCGUCCCUCUGCCUCCCACCUACCGAACCUUCACCUGAGCAGGCGGUGUGCUGUGGCAUA
Closterium sp. Naga37s-1 is the source of this 5252-nucleotide messenger RNA. The record is from the annotation of a GenBank genome assembly. Lineage: Eukaryota; Viridiplantae; Streptophyta; Zygnematophyceae; Desmidiales; Closteriaceae.